This is a messenger RNA of Bombus pascuorum, 2748 nucleotides long. RefSeq names its product poly(ADP-ribose) glycohydrolase-like. Gene Ontology annotation, biological process: ATP generation from poly-ADP-D-ribose; regulation of DNA repair; carbohydrate metabolic process. Gene Ontology annotation, cellular component: nucleus; cytoplasm. The record is from RefSeq and is a predicted model, not a curated record. Lineage: Eukaryota; Metazoa; Arthropoda; Insecta; Hymenoptera; Apidae. Bases 314 to 2647 code for a protein of 777 amino acids. The transcript is spliced from 11 exons. Gene Ontology annotation, molecular function: poly(ADP-ribose) glycohydrolase activity.
AUAUAUGCUAAUAUAUAUAUAUAUAUAUACAUAGAAACAUUAAUUGAUAUUAAUAUACAUAAUUUUCUGUUUGUGUACCGUUAUGUCUAAUUUUCCCGCAAUACGUUUAUCAACACGAAGAAUUGUGGCGCCAAAGCAAUAUACGCAUAACUUCGGUUUUAAUGAUCGUACAUUCUUGAAACGAAAUUUUAAAGAAUUACCGAACAAUUUGUCAGUAUUGUGAUAAUUUAUUGCCACUUCAAGAUUACUUUAUUUAUUUUCGAGACGCGUUAUGUAGCUUUUAAACAUCGUCAUUUUAUUUUUUUCAAGAAUUAUGUCGGACCCUGGAUUCUCGUUUGACGAAGAAACACUAUCUCCAGAUAUCUUCAAUGAUGUAGAUAACGUGACAAAUAACCCUGUAAAUUCUGAUGAUUCAAUAUCAAUGUCUAUUGAUGUUAAUGGACCAGAACCUUUGGAUGAUGUACCUGAAUGGAAAGGUGUGAGCAUGGAUGAGAUACGUAAAGGACUAGGUGUAUAUGAUUGCCAGGAGUUACCACCUAUUUGUCCUUCUCCAUCUCAUAUAGUAUUAAUAUCGUUGCCAUUACCGGCACGUGGAACACCAAAACCAUAUCCUACUCAUCAAGUAGAAAAAUGGUGUCAAGAUUAUGUUAGGAUGCCGCAUUCAAAACGUAGUGUGUAUCCAAUAGAUGAGAAUGGAUCUCGACGUUGUCGAAACAGAUGGGAAAUAAUACAGGAAUCAUUACUUCAGAGUUUUGUUUCGACUCAUCAGUUAGAAAAUGCAAUACUUUCCUAUAAUCACACAUAUGCACAGCGUUGGGAUUUUACUGCACUGCAUCAUUUUUUUUCUGAGGUACUUGAUGAAGAUGAAACAAAUAAUUUCUUUGAAACUUUGAUGCCAAAGAUGGUUCAGCUUGCUUUGCAACUUCCUGUUUUGGUAACUGGUUCAGUGCCUCUUUUGAAACGUCACACUAAUGGCACAAUCAGUCUUAGCCAGUUACAAAUAGCCUCUUUAUUAGCUAAUGCAUUUUUCUGUACAUUUCCAAGACGUAACUCAACUAAUCCGCAAUCUGAGUAUGGAAGAUAUCCAUACAUCAAUUUUAAUAGGUUGUUUUCAGCAUAUAAAGAGGAAAAAUGGAAUAAGUGUGAAUCUGUAAUGGAGAAGAUGAAAUGUAUAUUUCAUUAUUUUCGGAGAGUAACAUCUAAAGCCCCAGAAGGUGUGGUAACAAUACAACGGCGUUAUAUUCCUAAAUCCGAUUGCCCAAAAUGGGAUGAACAAGUACAAAAACUAUUACCCUUACAUACUACAAGUAAAGGGACGAUAGAAGCAGAAGGAACUGGAUUUUUGCAAGUGGAUUUUGCGAAUAGAUAUGUAGGUGGUGGAGUUCUUGGUUUAGGAUGCGUACAAGAAGAGAUAAGAUUUGUAAUUUGUCCUGAAUUGAUGGUAACAAUGCUUGUUACAGAAGAAUUAGAUGAUACUGAAGCAUUAAUUGUCAGUGGUAUUGAAAGAUAUAGUAAAUACAAAGGUUAUAGUAACAGUUUCAAAUGGAUGGGAGACUAUGUUGAUGAAACACCUAAAGAUAGCAGUGGAAGACGAUUAACAUCUAUUGUUGCAAUCGAUGCCCUUUAUUUUACGCACUCAGAAGCGCAAUUUAAUAUAAAUAAUAUAAUAAGAGAACUUAAUAAGGCAUAUGUUGGAUUUGUCGGUUGUGAAGGUAGUAAAAACAACCUGCCACCUAUUGCAACCGGGAAUUGGGGAUGCGGUGCAUUUCGUGGAAAUCCAAAACUGAAAGUUUUAUUACAGUUAAUGGCAGCAGCUGUAGCAGGUCGAUCAAUGGUUUACUUUACCUUUGGAGACACAAAUUUACGAGAUGACAUUGCUGAAAUCUACAUGCAUUUUGUAAAACAUGAAACAAAUAUAGCUCACAUUUUUUCAUUAUUGGUACAGUAUCAAGAAUUUGCUUCAACACGAAAUUCAGAUUUCUAUCGUUUUUUAUAUAAUCGAAGUAAAAUAAAACCAAUUACUCAACAUUUCAGUAAAAAUAUUCACACAAAAAUUUCUACAGCAAAAGAAGUUUUUAGAAAAAAUAAAUGCGUUAAUAACGGAGAAAAGAAAUUAUUUCAUUUGGAUGUUAAGAAGUACCCGCAAAUAGAAGAAGAAAAAAUACAAGAUUGGUUAACAAAUGUUGAUGAAGAUAGUAUAGAUAAAAAGAAAACAGAGAUUUUAAAGGAAGAAUAUGUAGAUGUUAAAAGAACUGUAGAAAAAGAACAGAUUCAGAGUAAAGAUAAUAUAAAAAAAAAAGAAGGGCAAAUUCACGAUAGAGAUAGUACAGAGAAAAAAAAGAAAUCAUCUUUAUGGAAACUUUUAGAAGAUACGGCGCAGGCUAAAACAACUCAAGAACAUCGAUUAUCUGGUUUGGAAUUAUUAGAUUCAAAGCAAGAGGUUAUUUCGCAAUAUUUAGAUAAUGGUUGCAGUAAAUCGACUAAAGAUGAAAGUCGUCAGUCAAUAACGAUAUCUACAGACUCGCAUAAUAUACAGGAAUCAACUCAAACUUUAAGUGAAAUCUCUGUACCUUCACAUAAACACGAAUCGCCAACCAAGAAAGUUGGACAAAGAAAAAUUUCAGACUUUUUCCAAUCAACAAGUUAAAGAUCUUUAAAUAUAUAAAUUAAGGCGAUCUGUUAAACAAUAACAUUUUCACACAAGACUUUCUAAAUAGACACAUACUUUGUAUAUAUUGUAAUAACGAA